Molecule: messenger RNA, 900 nt
Organism: Lathyrus oleraceus (garden pea)
Lineage: Eukaryota; Viridiplantae; Streptophyta; Magnoliopsida; Fabales; Fabaceae
Exons: 4
Coding region: 1-900 (299 amino acids)
Source: RefSeq, a predicted model, not a curated record
AUGAACAUUGAGUCCGGAUAUAUAGUGCACUCGGAUAUGUUUCCCAAAGUUAAUGUAAGUAAUGAUGUAAAAUCGGAUGUAGUGGAUGAUGAUAUUAAACUGCAUGAAGUGAAGGAUGAUGUUAAACUUAUUGUUGUCGAGAUAGAUGUUGGUCAACAUUUUAUAAAUGAACAAACGUUUACUGUUCGUGAACAUAUGUUUGAAUGGGUCUGCAUGAAGGUCAGGAAAUUGGGGUUUGACGUUGUAAUCAGAAUGUCUGGCAAUAGUUCAAAAAGAAGGCAAGCAUUUGCAACCAUAAGAUGCGACAGAAGUGACACAUAUGUUCCACCGAUUCAAAAGUUGAAACGUGAUGACAUCGAAUCGAGAAAAUGUGGUUGUCCAUUUAAAUUUUGUGGAUAUUGUAAGGUGAAUGAUACAUGGAAAUUUAAUGUGAUUUAUGGUAUACAUAAUCAUGUUUUGCAAACCGAGCUAGUCGGUCAUCCCAUCAUAUGUCGCCUUAAACCAGGAGAGAAGGAAAUUGUUUCUGACAUGUCUUUAAUCAGGGUGGCGUCGAAAAACAUACUUGCAGAUUUGAAACGGAAAAGACCUGAAAAUGUUUCAAAUAUCAAACAGCUUUUGGAUGAUAACCAAUAUGUUUCUAGGUACAAAGUUUUUAGGAAAAAGUCAUUGCUUCCGCUUCUAGAAGUUAUUGGUGUUACUUCUAAUGAGAAUACUCUUUUAGUGGGAUUUUCCUUUUUGGAAUCCGAAGAAGAUGUCAACAUUACAUGGGCCUUGGAAAUAUGUAAGACUUUGUUGAAGGAACAAGAAAACAUGUUAAAUAUAAUUAUCAUUGACCAAGACACUGCAUUGAUGAAUUCGGUUGAAAAGGUGUUUCCUACAUCAUACGCAUUAAUUGGUUGA